Molecule: messenger RNA, 3145 nt
Organism: Linum trigynum
Lineage: Eukaryota; Viridiplantae; Streptophyta; Magnoliopsida; Malpighiales; Linaceae
Source: the annotation of a GenBank genome assembly
UACAUAAAAUGGUUACGAGAGAUGUAAAAGUGUGUUAUAUUCCUCGUAAAACUAUUCAUAUUAAAUUAUUUGAUCAACUAUUUGUAAUUUAAUAAAAAUAAUAUCAACACAUAAUUAAACAAUUUUAUUAUUUCAUAAUCAAUAAAAUAAUAUAUCUAUCACACUUCCCAAUGUACUUUUUCCUUUCCACUUUUCUCUUCACUUUUCUCCAUAAAACAACAUUUUUCCUCCUUCCAAAUUUUUGUUUUUCCUCAUUUUUCCUUCCCUCCAAAUUUUCCUUCCCCUCCAUUCUCCCUCUUUCCUUCAGAAACAGGGGGUUAGUAUCCAUGGAAAGGGGAAAGGGAAGAGGAAAAGACUUCGAUUCCUCUGAAUCUUACUUUCUAAUUGGAGAAUGUUAUAUUUCUCAAAUAUCGAAUUGGUUACUUGAUAUUUUGUAUGUUAUGUCUUUGAUCCAAUAUCUUUUUCGUGUAAAUUCGAAACUCCACUCGCUAUUACCCUUCAACUUGCACGCACGAUUCAUCCUUAAACACACUAACUUGCCAUUGUAUCUGAAGGUACUGGUGGGGAACCCCAUCCUUCUCAGCCCUCUGAUGUCCAACCCCCUUCUGGGUGGUAUGUUGCAUUCCUUAGAUUCUUGAUGUCCCAAGUGCAACCUCCUGCUGAGGGUCAAGGUAAGGCUGCUUUAUCUACUUGCUUUUCUUGUCUUUUCUUCUUAUAAGGGUUGUCUUUUAGUGGCGUUUAUGACUGUGGUUUUUCAUAUUUGAUCAGGUGGAAAUUAUUAGGCAUUGGCCAUUCAAUGUCUUUAGAGGUUCAUGAUGAUCCCAGAGGUCAUUGCGUACCUUCAGGAUCUUACCGCAGGUGUAGCAUGCAUAAUGCAAGCUCAAGUGAUGCAAGUUCAAGGUUUAAAUGAUGAGGCUGCGACAAUAUCAGACCAUUGUGUGCAGCACUAUCGAGCUAGAAAGAUGCAACGAAACCACUUAUCAAGAAGGUGAAAGGCUUAAGUUGUGUUAUAGGAGAGGGGAACGAAGAUAUGGAUGUGCUUGAGGAGUCUAGCGCAUGUCCGAACGGAUGCAGAUACGUGUUGAAUGCAGACCAAGCGAGAAGUCGCUCAAGCUUCAGAAGAAUUCCAGUCAUCCGUAGUGAGCUUAUGGGCAUUGGUGAAUCCACAUCGCUCAAGCUGCUGGUUUGUGUCACCAAGCAGAGAGCACCUGAUGCUGCUGGGAGAAAAGCUGAUUCUUGGUUAGUGGAAGGUGAGCCGGAAUUUAUGUACAUCAUUAUUACUUGUUUGAGUAGAAUAUUGAGUGAAUUAGAUGAGAAGCUGCUGGAUCCGGUGGAUCUUAAACAACAAUUGGCCAUGAUACAAUAUCCGUUUGGUGAUAAAGAGGAGGAGGAAGAAUUAGGUACUGGUUUGGUGAAUUCUGGCAGCGUUCUUAUUGUUGGUGAAUUGGAUGGCUUGUAUGAUGAUGUGGAAGUGAAUUUAGAAGAUUUGCUAAUGCUGUGUUUUUUAAGGGAGGAAAAGCCAGGGAAGGAAAAAAUGGGAAGGGAAAUUACAUUCCCAAUAAACUUUCCCCCGUUUAGGAAGAGUGAACAAUGUGGGAGGAAUGGAAAUGAGAGGGAAAAUGCAUUGUACCAGCCAUCCCUCCAAAUUGUAGUGAAAAUGACAUUCCACAAUUAAGACCCCACUCAAUUCUCAUCCAUUUUCCAUUUUCCUUUCCGACCCCCUCCUUAUUCUUUUUUUUUUAUGGUUCUAAUUCUCAACAUUAAUACCAUGUCUUAUUUUUUUAAUUUGUAUGUUGUAGCUUAAUUAUUUUGUAUGAUUAUAUUUUAACAUUUUCAUGAAAGCUUAAAAUAUGGGUUGGUUUUAUUGGCCAUGACUACAGAUAUGAAAUUGUUCAGACUACACCGAAUCAAAUCAACGUUUGGACCAAAUGACAUCAAAUUGAGUAUACUUGGUCACUUGAAUUUUAUAUUUGCUGAAGAAAAUGGACUGGAUUAACAUUUGGACUAGACCAAACCGGUCUAAAUUGGUGAUUUACAUCACGUAUAACGUUGUUUUACGCGAUACAUAAAACGGUUACGAGAGAUGUAAAAGUGUGUUAUAUUCCUCGUAAAACUAUUCAUAUUAAAUUAUUUGAUCAACUAUUUGCAAUUUAAUAAAAAUAAUAUCAACACAUAAUUAAACUAUUUUAUUAUUUCAUAAUCAAUAAAAUAAUAUAUCUAUAACACUUCCCAAUAUACUUUUUUCUUUCCACUUUUCUCCAUAAAACAACAUUUUCCCUCCCUCCAAAUUUUCCCUUCCCUUCAAAUUUUCCUUUCCCUCCAUUCUUCCUCAUUCCUUCAGAAACAGGGGGUAAAGGAGAGGAAGAUGAUGUCGUCGAGGAAGGUACUGGGGAGAAGGAAGAUGUUUCCGUCGAGGAAGGUACUGGUGAAUCUGAUCAGGAACAGGAUUUGGCACUUACUGUCCUGACAAACCAUCUGAUGAGUCCUCUUUUGGAUGUAUCAUGUUAGCAUUUCUGGACCUUUUGUGGGUUGAUGAACUGAAGGUAUCUCCAUACAUCAUAUAUCAAUGUGAUAUUUUUUUUUUAUAAUGGUGAAGUAAGUUAAAGAAAAGUAGAGUCCUUACAAGAAGGGAAAGGAAAACAGGAACCAAGGCAACGAAGAACCUCGGGCAAAGACAACACCCAAAAAACAGAUAGGAAAAAACACAAAGCAACAAAAGGGAACCAGUGCUACAACAGCAAACCAAAUCAAAACUCCAUUUGAUUUCUUCUCUUUGUAAAUUCAAAACUCCAUUUGAUUUCUUCUCUGCCUCGAUAUUACCCUUCUUGGACCUGGGUAGGCUAUAAUGCGAUGUGACCUUGACAAAUUUCCUGUGAUCGAAUUUCCCUCUAUUUAUUCCCCCAACCUACAAUUACGUGGAAUCAUUAAAUAUCCUGUUAAUUUAGAUAACAACUAGGUUUUGGAAUUCAAAAGGAUUUCUUAAUAUAUUAGAUCAUCAAAUCAAUGAAAUUGAAAAACUAAUUUUAUAUUUUCAUUUCAAACUUUAUGCAAUCCAACUCACUUUUAUUUGAUUGCUCCUACAUCAAUGCAAUUUGCAUAUAUGAGAGUUUAAAUGACUUUAUUAUUAUAAAAUAAAUAAAUCAAG